Messenger RNA from Arxiozyma heterogenica, 1137 nucleotides. RefSeq lists its product as uncharacterized. The transcript has a single exon. Bases 1 to 1137 code for a protein of 378 amino acids. Lineage: Eukaryota; Fungi; Ascomycota; Saccharomycetes; Saccharomycetales; Saccharomycetaceae. The record is from RefSeq and is a predicted model, not a curated record.
AUGGAUAAUGAUAUAUUAAGAGAUUACGAAUGUGGGUUAGAGACGAAUAUUCCCUGGAAAAUUCCACAUUAUGGUGAACAUAACAUAAUAACAAACAAAAGAAAUAAAGAUAGUCUAAUAUGGAAUGCAGAAUAUAGAACAAAUAACUAUAACCAUACAAUAAUUCGAAGGCCAAACGUAAACGUAAAUGCAAAUACAAAUGCAAAUGCAAACGCAAGUAUUAUGGGUUCCUAUGUUAUAAAAAAGAAAAACAGACGAAAAAGUAUUAAUAAUUUGCAUUACCCAUAUAUUAAAUUUGUUAAUUAUAUAUUAGAAAAUAAUGGCAAUAAUAUUAAUAAUAAUAAUAAACCUCAUAAUAACCAUACUAAUGGAAAAGGCAAUCAUUAUAACAAUGAUUCAAUUAUAUGUAAUGAAAACGAUGCUAAUUUAGACUUUAAUAAAAUGUUAAAAAGCAACCAAAAUUUUACAAUGAAUACAAAAGAGAUAAAAAACAGCCUCUCCAUAUCAACAAAAGACGAAUCAGGAUAUAUAUGGCAAAAUCAACCCACUAAAAUGUAUAAAUUAGAUAAUAUAAAAAAAUACAAAAGAGAUCAAUCUUCGAUAGCUUAUUAUGAUUUUAAUACGGACAAUAGUGAUAAUUGUACUAACAAUAACAAUAAUAACAGUAAUAGAACAAUGGCUAAUAAUAACCUUUUAUUCCCUAUUUUAUAUGAUCGAUAUGAAUAUAGGGAAAACGGCAAAGAUAAAAACAAUACUGUUGACUCAGAACAAGAAGAGACAGGAUUAGAUUUGGAACAAUUGCUAUCAUGUGAUACAGUGGAUAGUUUAUUAUCUCCUGAUUGCAGUUAUAAUUAUAAAUAUAAUAACUAUAGUUAUAGUAGCAAUGGUGAUUUGUCAUAUAUGUCAAAUUUAUUAUCACCGAUUAAAGAUAACAACAACCUUAAUAAUAACAGUAAUAACAGCAACAAUAAUAAUCUUUAUGAUAAUGGUAAUAAUAAUAAUAAUAAUAAUAAUAAUAAUAAUAAUGACAACAAUUUAUUAGAAUCAAAUAAUUAUAGAAAUAUAAAUAUUAUUAAUAAAGAAAUAUCUGCGGCAGUAGAUAUUACGGACUUAUUAAGGGAUACAGAAUAUUUUUAG